AUGUCAAACUUCAUUCAAAAGGAAAGAGCUCAGACCUCAAUCAACAUUGACAAGAUCAAUGCCUUCUUAGAUCCUAACCAUGAAAAAACUGAAAAAUUAUUCAGAGAGAUUGUUAAUGAUCCAAUCUUGUCAACCCCAAAAAAUUUCUAUGAUCUAACUAAAGCUCAACAAAGAGAAUUAUCAGCUAGAAAAAUUGAAAGAUUAUCCGCCUAUAUUGACAAUGAAGACUUUGAUGAAUUUGAAGAAAGAAUGGUUUUAUUAUCAAUUGCUGAUCCGGCCGUUGCAACUAGAUUGGCCAUCAAUAUCCAUCUUUUCGGUAAUGCAAUUAAAGGUAACGGUACUGAUGACCAAAUCAAAUAUUGGUUAUAUGAAAGAGGUACCUUGAAAUUGAGAGAUAUCUAUGGUUGUUUUGCUAUGACUGAAUUAGGACAUGGUUCAAAUGUUGCCCAAAUGCAAACUAGAGCAACUUACAAUCCAGACCGUCAAACUUUUACCAUCAAUACCCCAGAUUUAAAAGCGACAAAAUGGUGGAUUGGUGGUGCUGCUCAUUCAUCAAACCAUGCGGUUGUUUAUGCUAGAUUAAUUUCAAAAGGGGAAGAUUAUGGUGUUAAACCUUUUGUUGUUCAAUUGAGAGAUAAAAAUUUCAAUCUUUUACCAGGUGUUUCCAUUGGUGAUAUUGGUUCGAAGAUGGGUAGAGAAGCUAUUGAUAAUGGUUGGAUUCAAUUCCAUAACGUUGAAAUUCCAAGAGAAUAUUUGUUGCAAAAAUUCACAAAGAUUGAUGCUGAUGGUACUGUCCAUUUAACACCAUUGGAACAAUUGAGUUAUAGUGCUUUAUUACAAGGUCGUGUUACUAUGGUUUUGGAUUCUUUUAGACAAGGUGCAAGAUUUAUUACUAUUUCCCUAAGAUAUGCCAUUGGUAGACAACAGUUUGGUACUCCACAAGAAGAAAAUCAAAUUAUCAACUACUCUUUACAUCAAUAUCGUUUAGUUCCUUAUUUAGCUUUGGUUUAUCUCUUAGGUCCAGCAUCGCAAAGAGUUAUUGCUGAUUAUAAUAGAAUCUUGGGUGAAUUGUAUGCUGGAAAAGAUAUCAAAAAGACCAUUUUCGAUUUGAAGAAUCUUUUCGUCAGUUCAGCUUCUUUGAAAAGUUCAAACACUUGGUUAACUUCCCAAUUGAUUGAUGAAUCAAGACAAGCAUGUGGUGGUCAUGGUUAUCAUGCCUAUUCAGGUCUUGGUCGUGGUUUCGUUGACUGGUCGGUCCAACAAACUUGGGAAGGUGAUAAUAACGUUUUAGCUAUUAAUGCUGGUAGAUCAAUCAUUAAAUACUAUCAAGCUGGUCAAAAAGGUGCCAAGUUGGGUGUUGAUUUCUUGUACUUGACUCAAAAAUUUGACAAGAACUUGAAGUCUGAUGAUUUGAAAUCAUUAAUUGAUAUUUGGUCAGUUUUAAUUAUCAAAGUUGCUCAACAUGCUUUAUUAAUUUAUAACGGUGAUUGGGAAUCAGUUUCACAAGAACGUUUAUUGUUAUCUAAGGCACAUUCCCACCGUUACUUGUUGGAAACUUUUUACAACCGUUUACAAUCUGGUGAUGUCUCUGGUGAAGAAAAGACUGUUUUGAAAUCAAUUUACCAAUUGUACUCUUAUUACUUCAUUGAUAAGUUUGCUGGCUCAUUCUUACAAUUUGAUGUUUUGGAUUCAUCAAGAUUAACUCACAUUCAAGCUGAAAUCAAGAGAAUCUUGGGAGACUUGAGACCACACUUAGUUGGUUUAACUGAUGCUUUCAAAUAUCCAGAUGAGAUUAUCAACUCUUCAUUAGGUGGUUAUAAUGGUGAUUUCUACAACAACUAUUUCACAGAUGUUACUAACAACAAUGGUAAAGGUGAUAAAGCUCCAUAUCUAAGCAUUUUAACUGAUACUUUAACAAGAGCUUCAAAAGAUGAAUUAUUAUCAAACUCGAGAUCGAAAAGUACAUUAUCAAAACUUGGGGAAUAA
This is a messenger RNA of Hansenula anomala, 1986 nucleotides long. RefSeq names its product acyl-CoA oxidase (gene POX1). The transcript has a single exon. Bases 1 to 1986 code for a protein of 661 amino acids. Lineage: Eukaryota; Fungi; Ascomycota; Saccharomycetes; Phaffomycetales; Wickerhamomycetaceae. Gene Ontology annotation, molecular function: acyl-CoA oxidase activity; fatty acid binding; FAD binding. Gene Ontology annotation, cellular component: peroxisome. The record is from RefSeq and is a predicted model, not a curated record. Gene Ontology annotation, biological process: fatty acid beta-oxidation using acyl-CoA oxidase; lipid homeostasis.